UAGUUUAGAUCAUCCGCCUUUCACCUGAAAGGGGCUGUGUGCAGUUCUUGUUUAUUUAUUUAUUUAUUUUAUUUUAUUUUAUUUGUUUAUUUUUUUUUUAAUUAUUUUAUUCGGGUGUCUUUGUAUUGUCCUUUUCUAGACCCAAUAUAGGCCUACCUCCCGAAUCUCGAAAGUUUCCCUUCAACUGUCGCCUUCUGGUGAUGAGCUCCGUCGAGCCAGCACAUCCAGCAUCUGUGGAUGUGGAGAAAAUUUCAGACCAUGGAGAGAAGCAAAUGACCGAAGUCGCCCCAAAGACCGUCGAUGCAAAGGACGAUGCGGUAAUCGACGUGGAAAAGACCGGAGAGGAGAAGGACAAAGACGAAACCUCGGGCGGGUUCGGUGCUUACUUGAAACUCUGGAAAUGGUGUGCUCCAGUCGAUGUUGUUCUUCGGAUCUGUGGGUUUUUCGCCGCGAUCGCGUCGGGAACCGCUCUUCCCUUAAUGACCAUUGUUUUUGGCGCAUUCGUCGAUGAAUUCAAUGAUUACGGGAGAGGGGUUUCAACCCCCGAGCAACUCAGGAAAGCAAUCGCAAAAAAUGCCUUGUAUCUUGUCUAUCUUUUCAUUGGAAAGCUUGCCACGGUGUACAUCCACACCACUUGCUUCACAAUCACCGCCGUUCGUGGUGUGCGCCGUCUCCGCUUGGAGUAUAUCAAAGCGAUCCUCAGGCAGGAUAUGGCGUACUUCGACACGUACACCCCAGGGUCCGUCGCCACUCGCAUAUCCAACAAUGCGAAUCUCAUUCAGAAUGGUCUAUCGGAAAAAGUGGGAACCGCAGUUCAAGGUUUCGCCAUGCUCAUCGCCGCGUUCGUCGUAGCGUUCACCAGAAGCUGGAGACUUACGUUGCCGGUUGCUACCUCCAUUCCUACUGCCGUUACCCUCGUUGGAAUCACGGUUGUGCUAGACACGAAAAUAGAAGCAAAAGUCUUGGAUAUUUAUUCAAAGGCAGGUGGCCUCGUCGAAGAGACUCUGAGCAGUAUCCGGGUCGUCGUCGCCUUUGGUGCUGGAGGUAAACUGCGGAAGAAAUAUGACGAGCAUCUGGACUCAGCGAAGAAGUUUGGGGUGAAAAAGGGCCCCAUAUUGGGUGUCCAAUACAGCUCUGAAUUCUUCAUCAUGUACUGCGCCUAUUCACUUGCCUUUUGGUAUGGUGUUAAACUCGUCACGAAGGGGCAGAUCGGAUCGGGCGGAGAAAUUCUCACCGUUAUCUUUGCCGUCGCCCUUGGCACCUCCGCUCUCACUAUGAUUUCUCCUACCAUAGGCGAUUUCACGAAAGCUGGAGCAGCCGCCAAUGAUGUUCUCGAUAUGAUCGCCAGAACCCCUGGUAUCGAUUCCAUGAGCACUGAAGGGUUAAAACCGGAAGAAGUCAAGGGGGAAAUUCAACUGUCAGGAGUGUCUUUUUUUUAUCCUGCAAGACCCACCAUUCAAGUUUUGAACAAGGUCACCCUCAAUAUCCCUGCCCGGAAAGUCACAGCACUGGUCGGGGCUAGCGGUAGUGGGAAAAGCACGAUCGUCGGGCUCUUGGAACGUUGGUAUGAUCCUGCUGAGGGCUCAGUUCAGCUUGAUGGACAGGAGAUAAAGGAUUUGAACGUGAGAUGGUUGAGGAGCCAGAUUGGGUUGGUCCAGCAGGAACCGAUUCUUUUCAACGACACCAUCUAUAACAAUAUCGUGCACGGUCUUCAUGGGACAGAAAUGGACGGUUAUGAUGAAGAGAGGAAAAGGGAACUGGUCCGGGAAGCGUGCAUUGAGGCAAAUGCAGACGAAUUUAUCCAGACCUUUCCCAAGGGCUACGACACCGUGGUUGGUGAGCGGGGGAGCCUUUUGAGUGGAGGUCAGAGGCAAAGAGUUGCCAUUGCUCGCAGUAUCAUUUCCAAUCCUCAAAUCCUUCUCCUUGACGAAGCCACCUCUGCGCUCGAUCCCCGAGCCGAAGCCGUCGUUCAGGCCGCGCUGGAUAGAGUCUCACGGACGCGUACCACCGUGUUGAUAGCACAUAAGCUCUCAACGGUUAAAAAAGCAGACAACAUUGUCGUUCUGAAUAAAGGUCAGGUUGUCGAGCAAGGGACUCAUGAUGAGCUUCUGGAAGCGCAUGGCGCAUAUUGGAACCUCGUCAAUGCUCAAAGCCUUUCCACAGUGGCCGACGAAAGUUCCUCGGAGACUGAAAACGACUCGCAAGAUGUACAACCAGGCGAGCUAGAAAAGGUCGCGACGACAAAAUCGGUUCGCAGCAAUCUCCCCACCGAGGAAGUACCAGAAGAAGUCGAUGUCUCUCGUAAAAUGUCCCUUUUCCGAUGCUUGGCCAAAAUCUUCUACGAGCAGCGCCGUCACUGGGUCUAUUUUCUGUUCGGCGGAGUUGCGUCUGUCUGCGGAGGCGGUGCUUUCCCGGCACAAGCUGUUCUCUUUUCAAAAAUCGUGACAAUUUUCCAGCUGCCAGAGGACGAGCUCGCUGACCGGGUGAGCUUUUGGGCUCUGAUGUUUUUCGUCCUUGCGCUGGGGGUGUUGUUUUCGUACGGCUCCGUUGGUUUCUUCUUGACUGUUGCGGCCUUCCGCGUAUCGCGGUUCUAUCGCAGUGAAUACUUUGGUGCCAUGUUAUCGCAGGAUAUCGCUUUCUUCGAUAAUCCGGAUAAUUCAUCCGGAAGCCUGACUGCAAGAUUGUCGACGGACCCGCAGGCUCUGCAGGACUUGAUUUCCUCAAAUAUCGGAUUGAUCUUGAUUGUCAUUGUGAAUCUCGUCUCUUGCACAAUUCUUGCCCUCGUCACUCAAUGGAAAUUGGCCCUUGUUGCUCUCUUCGGAUGUCUCCCGGCGCUUUUUAUGGCUGGGUUUACCCGUAUGCGUAUGGAAAUGAAGAGUCAGGAUAAGAACGCAAAACUGUAUCUCGAGAGUGCGCGGUUUGCGUCCGAAGCGGUUGGGGCCAUCCGCACCGUUUCAUCCUUGACGCUAGAAUCGAAGGUCUAUGACAGCUAUGCGGAGCGUUUGAAGGGCCCUGUUUCGAGAUCCUACAAGCAUACUAUGAUUAGUAUGAUAUUUUUCGGUCUUUCCGAAAGUAUUGACUUGGCAGCGAUGGCGCUCGCUUUUUGGUAUGGUGGGCGGCUCCUGACAUUCAACGAGUACGAUGCCGAGACGUUCUUCGUCGUGUUUGUAGCCGUGAUUUUUGGUGGGCAAGCAGCGGGUUUUCUGUUUGGGUUCACCUUGAAUACGACAAAGGCGCACUCAGCUGCAAAUCAUAUUUUGCACCUCCGACAACAAGUUGCUCCGAUUAACGGCUCGAAGGGAGAACCUCUCCCGGGCGGUGAGAAAGACGUUGCGAUUGAAUUUAAAAACGUCUCAUUCCAUUACCCAAGCCGACCAGAUCAUCCGGUACUCCGAAAGAUCAACUUCAAGAUCUAUCGUGGGCAAAACGUCGGUCUCGUGGGCGCUUCGGGAUGCGGUAAAACCACCAUCAUCGCGUUGCUGGAACGAUUCUACGAUAUCUCCUCCGGUGAAAUUCUCAUAAACGGAAAAUCGAUUUCUGCAAUCGACGUCAACGAAUAUCGAGAGAGCGCGAGCUUGGUCUCUCAGGAGACGACGCUCUACCAGGGUUCUAUCCGAGAAAACGUCACACUUGGAAUCCACUCGACAACAGUCUCAGACGACGACAUUGUCAAGGCCUGUAAGGAUGCGAACAUUCAUGACUUCAUCCAAUCUCUGCCUGAAGGCUAUAACACGGAAUCAGGCUCGCGUGGUCUCACUUUCAGCGGAGGUCAAAGACAGCGCCUUGCUGUUGCACGGGCGCUUCUGCGAAAUCCUGACUUCUUGUUCUUGGACGAGGCUACCAGUGCGUUGGACACUGAGAGCGAACGGGUCGUCCAAGCUGCAUUGGAAACUGCAAAAAAGGGAAGGACGACUAUUGCCGUUGCUCAUCGUCUUAGCACUGUACAAGACUGUGACGCGAUAUUUGUGCUGGACGCCGGUAGAAUUGUGGAACGAGGAACUCAUCAAGAACUCUUGCGGCAAAAGGGGCGGUAUUACGAGAUGUGUCAAGCUCAGAGUCUUGACAGGGAUGCAUGAGUUCCAACGAGGACAGCUGAAAAGUUGCGGGAGUCCGCAGUUUAUAUAAAUAAUAGUGUGCUUUCUUAAUCUGUAUUAAUACAAUAAUUUGGACGUAAUGCUCUUGGUAUUCGAAACUCCACUCUCUCUUCCUCUA
This is a messenger RNA of Coccidioides immitis RS, 4212 nucleotides long. Its product is annotated as multidrug resistance protein. Gene Ontology annotation, biological process: transmembrane transport. The transcript has 8 exons. Gene Ontology annotation, molecular function: ATP binding; ABC-type transporter activity; ATP hydrolysis activity. NCBI's taxonomy places the organism in Eukaryota, Fungi, Ascomycota, Eurotiomycetes, Onygenales, Onygenaceae. The record is from RefSeq and is a predicted model, not a curated record. Gene Ontology annotation, cellular component: membrane. The coding region runs from base 201 to 4076 and encodes 1291 amino acids.